AUGGCUCCGCCUUACAGCAACGGCAAUGGCUACGCCUACAAGGGGUCCAAGAAGCCUGCAUCCGCGUCUGCAUCUCUCCCGUUCCAACAUUACUACAAUGACGACAGCUUCCGCGCCCGUUUGAGACCGUUGCUCGCGGCCCUACAACGACUACUGAGAACACUUUGGGCCUUUUGGCAAACCCGCGGCCGACGAUUGGCGACCGGCAUCAUGUGGCAGGCUGGCAGGCGGUUGAGACAGAACCUCACUGCGCGCCGCCUCCUGAGCUUCCCGCACCUGCUGGUGUGCCUCUGGGGCAUCGUGCUCCUUUGGGGCGAGGGCUGGGUCUUUCAGAGCCGAGUCGCAGAAUGCAAAUGGAGCAACUGGGAGAACUGGCCGGCCGGAUCGAGCCCACACCACCUCGUCUUCGUUGCUGACCCCCAAAUCACCGAUCCGAAAUCCUACCCCGGCCGUCCGUGGCCCUUGGAAGACCUGACGGUCCUCAUCACCGACAACUACAUCCGCAGAGGCUACAGGCAGCUCCAAUCGCAGCUACGACCUGACUCCCUCUUCUUUCUGGGCGACCUCUUCGACGGUGGCCGAGAGUGGAAGACUGCGCACAGCGACUUCAAGGACCCUCAAUGGGCUGUCAACCGACGACCGAAGAACGAGAAAGAUCACGUUAAGGGAUGGAACGAUAAUUAUGGCCAGAAAUACUGGUUGAAGGAAUAUGAGCGCUUUGGCGACAUCUUUUUUGGAAGCUGGGGGCUAGGCGGCUCCAGGGCCGGCGACUGGCAAAGGGGACGCAAGUUGGUGGCGAGCUUGCCAGGGAACCACGAUCUUGGCUUUGGAGACCAGGUGAAGGGCUCUGUGAGAGAUCGCUUCAACACGUACUUUGGGGACGUGAAUCGUGUCGAUGUCAUUGGCAACCACUCCAUCGUCUCCGUCGAUAGCUUGUCGCUGAGCGCCGUUUCGUCAAAGCAAGCCGAGGUCGAUUUGAAGGCGAUCCAUACACCUGCGGACGUAUUCCUGAAGGACGUCAAGUUUACCAAGAGAAAGGCCGUGGAGCGAGAGUUGCGCUUCUGGAGGGGCGAAGUGGAAGUUGAGCCCCUAGAUCAUAUCGUGGAGGAGCUGGAAACAGCAGACGCCAAGGUGCCGACUAUUGCGCCGGGAGAAGAAGGACCCGAUUUUCCUACGAUUCUUCUCACCCACGUUCCUCUAUACCGAGACCCGGGCACGCCUUGCGGACCGCUGCGAGAGCACUGGCCUCCUACGAAACCUCCAAAGGGGGAGCAAGCGCCUAUGAUGGACCACCGAAAUGCAAUUUCUGUCUCGGGCGGUUACCAAUACCAAAACGUGCUGAACGAGGACGAGUCUGUCAAGCUCGUGAAGAGCGUUGGCAACAUCGUUGGAGUGUUCUCCGGCGAUGACCACGACUACUGCGAAGUUGUCCACUCGGCAGAAAAGGACAACGUUCGCGAAAUCACCGUGAAGAGUAUGAGUAUGGCCAUGGGAGUGCCUACACCUGGCUUCCUCAUGGUCAGUUUGUACAACCCGAUUGACGCCAACGGCAAACCCCUUCCUGGCGCACCCAAAAAGACGUUGCAAACACACCUUUGCCUGCUUCCGAACCAGCUGGCGACAUACGCGAAGUAUGCCGGGCUUGCCUUUGUCACCAUCGUUGCGAUUAGCAUAAGAUCGUUCCUCGUGCCGGUCCUGAACUUGACACCCUUUGCUUUGCAUGACGAACAGCCGCAGGGCGCCAUAUUGCCGACCAUCAAGGACAAGGUCGAAGAUGAUGGCACUUACAGCAUGCACUCGACAUCAGCCUCUUCCGGAUCUCGAUUCCUUACCGGCCAGUCAUCCCGGACUAGGAGCGGAUCCAUCCGCUCCAACGGGGCUACUCCAGCACCGCCGCCAAGAACCAAGUUGAAGAAGCAAUGGGGAGCGCCACACCGGGCGCCGCGGAUCGAAAUUUUUGCAGAUGAGUAUGGAACUGGCAUGCCGCGUUUGACGUGGAAAGCGGCGUCUCAGCGGUCGAGGACGACAAUCGGGCGUGUCGCUCGCGAGAUCGGUGCCUCGACAUGGAGGGUUGUGUGGAUGGUUGUCUUGUUUUGGGCCUAUCUUGCAUAUAAGGGGUAG
Colletotrichum abscissum is the source of this 2121-nucleotide messenger RNA. Its product is annotated as calcineurin-like phosphoesterase. Gene Ontology annotation, cellular component: endoplasmic reticulum. Gene Ontology annotation, biological process: GPI anchor biosynthetic process. The record is from RefSeq and is a predicted model, not a curated record. The transcript is spliced from 2 exons. Lineage: Eukaryota; Fungi; Ascomycota; Sordariomycetes; Glomerellales; Glomerellaceae. Bases 1 to 2121 code for a protein of 706 amino acids.